This is a messenger RNA of Pichia kudriavzevii, 1467 nucleotides long. RefSeq lists its product as uncharacterized. NCBI's taxonomy places the organism in Eukaryota, Fungi, Ascomycota, Pichiomycetes, Pichiales, Pichiaceae. The transcript has a single exon. The coding region runs from base 1 to 1467 and encodes 488 amino acids. The record is from RefSeq and is a predicted model, not a curated record.
AUGGAUGCCUUUAAGGAAAGUGUGUAUGGCCUUUUGGGGGAAGAGGAGGAGGAGGGCCUCUUUGGGAAAGAUACGUUUGUUUUGUCACCAGAGGAUCUAGAGAUUCUAAACAACGAUGUUCAGAGGCAGAUACUUGAUGAAGAGGAGGAUUUAUUUGAUGACUCCCAUGAAGAGGAGAAAAUUCAAAAAUCUACGGGUGAGCAGCAUAAAUUGAAACUAGGAGGAUCCAGAGAAGAUCCAGAAGAGGUAAAGGGUAGUAAAAGAUUUAAGAGUGUUGAUCCUGAUGCAGAGUAUGACCAGACGCAUUUCCUUUACGACCCGCCAACAAAAUAUAAAAACCGUUUCAUACUGUUUCUUACACCACUUCUGGUAGUUGCAUUACUCUCUUGGUAUGUGUACGAUAAGUUCAAUGAUCAACCGAUAAGUCCAAUGAUGUCGCAUAAAUUGUAUGUCUUGGAGCAAGAUGUCUCUUCACUGAAACAUUUGACAAUGUUGAAGGAUCGGGUAACUAAUUUGGAAAAGCAAUUAUCUGAAUUGAGGGAAUCAUUUCAAAGUUAUAAUACGCUCGUGCCGAAGAAUCACUGUUUAAGUAAUGAGAAAAUUGAAUCUAUACAUACAACCCAAGAUCAAUACCCAGCUUCGAUACAAGCUGUAGCACCAUUGCCAAUUGGAUCAUCCUCAUCGCUUGCCUCUCCUUUGCAUCCUUCUUUAUCUUUGUUGCAACAACCGCAUUCUUUGAAAUACUACAAUGUUAUCCCGAAAUGUCAGUUACAUAGGUAUUUGACUACCUUUCCACCGCUUCCAAGGCGCCGAAAGAGCGUUUUAUCAAGGAUAAUCCAUGGAUUUCCUGAUUUUUUGAAAAGGUCGAUUAAUCCGCCGUCGACAAACACAAUUGAUGGUAUAAAACUGCUAAGUUCCACGAACAAUCCACGUAAUGUAUUAUCCGAAUCCGCAGCGUUUUGGCAAAAUCCAAUGUCAGAACCUAUCUAUUUUACAAUUACUAUACCAGAUCCCAUUCACGUUCAUGAAGUAGGCAUUUACCAUUCACGGCAGCCACCAAUAGCCACCAAAUCACGUUGGUUUAAGGCUGCACCCCAAAAUGUUGAACUAUUAAUACGCCCGGUACCUUCAGAUUAUGAGAAUGUUUUGAGUAUUUUCUCUCAUUUAAACCAGGACAUAAAAUUGAAUCUAAAGAUAAAGAACGAAAAAGAUGCCAAAGGCUGGAUUCGUGCAGGAUCAAUGAAGUACGACAUCCAUCAAAAUCGAGCAUAUCAACCAUUUGUAUGGUCAACUGAGACCCGAGACGCGUUGUCUGGUUUCUACAUACAGAACAUCAUGUUCGUCAUAUACACUAAUUGGGGAGACGAAAUGCUUGCUUUGGAUACAGUAAGAGUUUAUGAAGCUGUGGAGAGAGACUCAGAUUCUGGGGUCGACGAUUCGGAGGUGCCUUAUUUGGGAGAAAUGUAA